AGAGAGGGAGGGAGAGAGAGAGAGAGAUAGUUGCACAAUCAGCGCUCCAAACGGACUCCGCUAAAAAGAAAACACAGAGGAAGAAGAAGCAGAAAACCCUCAGCAGCUCCUCCAGCUCUGACAUCCAAACCGUCACUGCAAUUGGAUUUUAUUUGCAUCUCGAAAGUCUUUGUGUUGUCAAGAGUUCGGAUUAAUUUUUGUGUUUUUUUCUUCUUGUUUUUCUUCUCUUUUUUUUUAAACAUACAUAGGCCUACAUAUAUAUUUUUUUGUUUUUGCUUUACUCGUGAAAGAAGACAUGCAUCGGUGCACAGCGGUGCUGCUGUUGUUAGUGGUGGCCUUGUACGUCCUGAGCACAGAAGCCUACAAGUGCAGGUGCACCCGAAAAGGACCAAAGAUCCGGUACAAGGAUGUGCAGAAGCUGGAGAUCAAACCCAAACAUCCAUUCUGCCAAGAGAAGAUGAUAUUUGUGACGAUGGAGAACGUGGCUCGGUUCAAAGGGCAGGAGUAUUGUCUUCAUCCCAAACUUCAGAGCACCAAGAAUCUGGUCAAAUGGUUCCGCAUCUGGAAGGACAAGCACAGGGUGUAUGAAGCCUAAAACCUCCCCAUGUGUGGAUCAAGUGAGACAAUAACAACAA
Cyclopterus lumpus (lumpfish) is the source of this 635-nucleotide messenger RNA. RefSeq names its product chemokine (C-X-C motif) ligand 14 (gene cxcl14). Lineage: Eukaryota; Metazoa; Chordata; Actinopteri; Perciformes; Cyclopteridae. Bases 296 to 595 code for a protein of 99 amino acids. The record is from RefSeq and is a predicted model, not a curated record. Gene Ontology annotation, cellular component: extracellular region. The transcript is spliced from 4 exons. Gene Ontology annotation, biological process: antimicrobial humoral immune response mediated by antimicrobial peptide; cell chemotaxis. Gene Ontology annotation, molecular function: chemokine activity.